AUCCGUAAAUGUUACCGAAACACAGGGGCACGGGGACACGCUGCUGCCAACCCUUCCCAUGCUGUGCCCGACGAGCUCCUCCGCGCGCCCCUCGCAGCUGCCACACGACGGGCACAGCCGGGACUCGAGCCCGGCCCCCGCUCGCCUCCCGCCCGCCCUCCCCGGGCCCGGAAGCGCACGGCGGCCGCCCCAGAGGGCCCGGCCCGGACCGAGAGCCGCCACGGGAGCCGCUCGCAGCGCCGCGGCCGCCGCCGCCCGCCCGCCGCCUCCGGGGCAGCCCCCGGCCCCGCAGCUGACGCCGCUGGAGAGGCGCAUCGUGGAGCUGCACCGGGAGGCGGCUGCGGCAGGCCGGCAGACCUACGUGGACCCGGCCACGGGCUACCAGGUGCUCACCGAGGUCGCCCACUUGCGGAGAGGUAAAUGCUGCGGCUCUGCGUGCAGACACUGUCCAUAUGAGCAAGUUAACGUAAAAGACCAGUCGAAAAAGAAGCGCUUCAACUCUUUUUUCUAUGUGUGACCAUGGACUCCUUUGCACUCGGCAGGAACGGCUGCAGGACCUGAGCACACCUUGUAGCUCCGAGUGGCUGCCACCGCCAGCACACUGCCAUGUGAAAGCCAUGCGCUUUCAUUGCAAUAAAGCACAAACGGAACCGUG
Molecule: messenger RNA, 655 nt
Organism: Gallus gallus (chicken)
Lineage: Eukaryota; Metazoa; Chordata; Aves; Galliformes; Phasianidae
Gene: C1orf53
Product: chromosome 1 open reading frame 53
Exons: 3
Coding region: 59-517 (152 amino acids)
Source: RefSeq, a predicted model, not a curated record